Molecule: messenger RNA, 2208 nt
Organism: Fukomys damarensis (Damara mole-rat)
Lineage: Eukaryota; Metazoa; Chordata; Mammalia; Rodentia; Bathyergidae
Product: serpin B9
Exons: 6
Coding region: 306-1436 (376 amino acids)
Biological process (GO): negative regulation of endopeptidase activity
Cellular component (GO): cytoplasm
Molecular function (GO): serine-type endopeptidase inhibitor activity
Source: RefSeq, a predicted model, not a curated record
UGGUUUAGCUCCCCCUUAUGGUCAUUGACACCUGGUGGUAGCAGCCUGAUUGGCCAGGUGGUGAAGACAGGAAGACAGCCCCACCCUGCUGUAGCCCUGGCCACAAAGGACACUGAGUCCCCAAGUACUAGAGCAGCCGGCAGCGCUCCUGUGAUCCUGGUGGUGUCCAUGCUUCUGUGGGGCAUUGUGCAGUAGGAAGGCGAGACCAGUGUGGCUGCGCAGGGAAAGACCAGGUUCAGAGCCCUGGGCCGCAGAGGGAGCCUGAGCACGAGAUCUCCCUUUCUUCUCUCCUCUACACCUGCAUCAUGAGCACACUGUGUGAAGCCAAUGACACUUUUGCCUUCAGCCUUUUAAAGCUCCUGGGCCAGGAUGACCCUGCAGGCAACGUCUUCUUCUCUCCUGUGAGCGUCUCCUCCACCAUGGCCAUGAUCCUACUGGGGGCUAAGGGCGACACGGCGGCCCAGAUUGCCCAGGCACUGGCUUUAAACCCCAAAGAGGACAUUCAUGGCAGCUUCCAGUCACUUCUCACCGAGGUGAACAGGCCUGGUGCUCCAUACUCCUUCAGCAUCGCCAACGGGCUUUUUGGAGAAGAAAGCUGCAAAAUUCUCCCGUCCUUUACGGAGUCCUGUCUGAAGGUCUACCAUGCCGAGGUAGACCAGCUGCCCUUUGCUGAAGCUCCAGAGAAGUCCAGGAAGCACAUAAACAGCUGGGUGUCCAAAAAGACGGAAGACAAAAUUCAGGAGUUGUUGGCAGAGGACUCAAUUGGUCGUGGGACCAGGCUGGUUCUGGUGAACGCCGUCUACUUCAAAGGAAGGUGGGACAAAAAGUUUGCGGUGUCCUCCACAAGGACAGUGCCUUUUACAGUGAACCAGAAGGAGAAGAAGCCCGUGCAGAUGAUGUACCAGGAAGCCACAUUCCCCCUGGCCCAGGUGAGGGAGGUGCAGGCCCAGGUGCUGGAGCUGUCCUACAAUGGCCACGAGCUGAGCAUGAUCAUCCUACUCCCUGACAAAGGCGUGGACCUCAGCACGCUGGAAGACACCCUCACUUUUGAGAAAUUCCAAACCUGGACCAGUGCAGAGCGGAUGAAGCGUACAGAAGUUGAGGUUUUCCUCCCGAGAUUUAAACUGCAGGAAGAUUAUGACAUGUGCUCUGUGCUGAAGCGCUUGGGCAUGGAGCAUGCCUUUGAGGAGGGCUGUGCUGACCUGUCCGGGAUGGUGGCCGACAGCAACCUGAGUCUGUCCAAGUUCGUGCACAAGAGUGUGGUGGAGAUCAACGAGGAGGGCACAGAGGCCACGGCGGCAUCAGCUUGUAUGGCUGUACCUUGCUGUGCUUCAGAAUCUAGAUCUGUGUUCCGCGCGGACCACCCCUUCCUGUUCUUCAUCAGGCACAACAAGACCAAUAGCCUGCUCUUCUGUGGCAGGUUCUCCUCACCCUGAGGGUGCCCUUGCCGUGCAUGCCAGCAGUUCCCUCUGUGUUGCUAAAUCCCCCCAUGCUCCAUGCAGAUGGCUCCCAGGAAAACUCCCACUGCAGCCUAGGUCAGAGCCUGGUCUCUGAGAACCCGCUGUCAGCAUAGCCUCUCAGUGUGCUGUGCUCAGCGCUCCUGCCCUGCCCGCUUACCUGUGCUCCCGCCUGAGAGAAGGGACAACAGACUGCCGUGGUGACCGUAGGGCACCGUCCAGAUUCCAGAGCGCAGCAGCCUGCACAGUUUUCCUGCGUGGCCUCACAAGUCCUCACACUCGUGUCACGCACUCAUUCCUAUGGUUACCGUGUACUUCCUCACACCCCACACCUUAUCACUCCCCUUAACUGACUCCUAAACAGUAAUCCCCGCUGCUGGAUGCUGUUGUUCCUCCUCCAGUUUUCCUGGUGCCUGCAAUUUUAAAGAAGCACACAUUUUAGUUUUAUUUUCUUUGUCAUUUCUCAUUCUCCUGCUCUGUGCAGAGCCCUGCAGAGGCCCAGGGUCGCAGUCCUGCUUCUCAACAGACUCUUUGUAGCAUCUCUGCCAAUUUAAAAAGCUUUAGGGGCAACUUGGUUACACCAUUUAUUAUCUUCAUCCUGUGGAGCUGAAAAUGUAUUCAUGUGAUUUUAUUUCUCCUCCUCUAACUCAAAUGGUUAAAUUCCAGCCAGUACUUAAAAUUUAUUUGAAAUGUCUCCUUCUUUAAGAAAGUUUUUGUUUUGUUUCUUUGAACUCUCAUUGCAGCUGUUCAU